UCACCUCACCUGCGUUGGACAGGCUGUGGUUCUACUUUCCUGUCCUGAGCAUCAGCAAUAUUUGGGUGGAGGGAACUGUGCAGGCAAGGUCAGUAACCGUGGAAGAAGUGUGCCAGCAGCCUACGGACCCCUGCGCCGAAAGAACCGUUCUGGCUUCUCGGGGGCUGCGACCGGCAACUCCUCGCACCCGUUGUCCACGGCGUCACCGAGAUACUACGGGCGCAGAGAGCAGAGACCCGGCGCGGGGUGCCCGCAGCCGCCGCCCCGAGCCGCCCGCCGGGCGGGCAUGCGGUAGGACCGGGCCAUGUAUUGGAAGAGCGAGCCGAUGUUCGUCUGCAGGCUGGAGGACAAGGACCUGCCCGCGCUCGGCGGCCCCGCGGAGAAGGCCAGCCCCGCCGUGGCCGACGAGGACUCCUGCCCUUCUUCCGCCGCCCUCUCGCCCUCCUCCUCGCCGCGGUCCAUGGCCUCGGGCUCCGGCUGCGCCCCCGGCAAGUGCGUGUGCAGCAGCUGCGGCCUGGAGAUUGUCGACAAGUACCUACUGAAGGUGAAUGACCUCUGCUGGCACGUGCGCUGCCUGUCCUGCAGUGUUUGCAGAACCUCUCUGGGAAGGCACACCAGCUGCUACAUCAAAGACAAAGACAUCUUCUGCAAACUGGAUUAUUUCAGGCGGUACGGCACCCGCUGUGCCCGCUGUGGGAGGCACAUCCACUCCACCGACUGGGUCCGGAGGGCAAAAGGAAACGUCUACCACUUGGCAUGUUUUGCCUGCUUCUCCUGCAAAAGGCAGCUUUCUACUGGAGAGGAGUUUGCCUUGGUUGAAGAGAAAGUUCUCUGCAGAGUACACUAUGACUGCAUGCUGGACAAUCUGAAGAGAGAGGUUGAAAAUGGUAAUGGGAUUAGUGUGGAAGGAGCAUUGCUAACAGAACAAGAUGUUAAUCAUCCAAAACCAGCAAAAAGAGCUCGGACCAGCUUCACAGCAGACCAACUCCAGGUUAUGCAAGCACAGUUUGCUCAGGACAACAAUCCAGAUGCACAAACUCUUCAGAAGCUGGCAGAAAGGACGGGCCUGAGCAGGCGUGUUAUACAGGUGUGGUUUCAAAACUGCAGAGCACGCCAUAAGAAACAUGUUAGUCCUAAUCACUCCUCUACUGCUCCUGUCACAGCCGUUCAACCCUCCAGGCUGUCCCCACCCAUGCUAGAAGAAAUGGCGUACUCUGCAUAUGUACCCCAGGAUGGGACUAUGCUGACUGCUCUGCACAGCUACAUGGACGCUCAUUCACCUACAGCUCUCGGACUCCAGCCUUUGCUACCCCAUUCAAUGACACAGCUGCCACUAAGUCACACCUGAUUCCUUUCUGUCAGGGAUAUAAGCUAUUAAGGAUGUAACCUUAAGUCAUUUAUUGUGUAUUAAAACUCUCCAUUGGAAAGAUAGUAAUGUUAACUUUUUAUUUAACAUCCAAAGCAUUUUCAAGCUCAUUUUUGCUGCCCAGGUAUGUAAGUAUAUUUAGCCUGCAAGACACUUUUAUGGAUUCUGCAUAAAUAACAAUUCUGUUGUUUACAAGCCUUACUAAACACCUUUUUUUUUUGUAUUGUCUGGAAGUAGUCCACUCUAGUUAUGUGUGUUAAUUUAUUUGUCAUCAAAAGAGCACUUUGCCUAAAAGAAAGGACUGACAAUUGUGCAAAAUGUUUACAAUUCUUUGUGAAAUUGUAGUUAAACAUUAGUUUGUAUCUGUAAGUUAUUGCUGGAAGUAUUCCCUGUAUUUGAGUUGUAUACAGCCUCUAUGUUAAAGCUUAUUUCUGUGAGUUUACCAAAAAAAAAAAAAAAAGAACAAUUUUGGUUGCAGAGAUUUUCAAAACAAACUGAAUAAAGUUUGUGCUGUAGCAUGCCAAGCAAAAA
This is a messenger RNA of Pogoniulus pusillus (Red-fronted tinkerbird), 1897 nucleotides long. RefSeq names its product LIM homeobox 8 (gene LHX8). The coding region runs from base 305 to 1348 and encodes 347 amino acids. Gene Ontology annotation, biological process: neuron differentiation; forebrain neuron development; regulation of transcription by RNA polymerase II. The record is from RefSeq and is a predicted model, not a curated record. Gene Ontology annotation, molecular function: RNA polymerase II transcription regulatory region sequence-specific DNA binding; DNA-binding transcription factor activity, RNA polymerase II-specific. NCBI's taxonomy places the organism in Eukaryota, Metazoa, Chordata, Aves, Piciformes, Lybiidae. The transcript has 9 exons. Gene Ontology annotation, cellular component: nucleus.